Molecule: messenger RNA, 3107 nt
Organism: Erpetoichthys calabaricus (reedfish)
Lineage: Eukaryota; Metazoa; Chordata; Cladistia; Polypteriformes; Polypteridae
Product: ankyrin repeat and SAM domain-containing protein 6-like
Exons: 16
Coding region: 160-2802 (880 amino acids)
Biological process (GO): innate immune response
Cellular component (GO): cytoplasm
Molecular function (GO): protein binding
Source: RefSeq, a predicted model, not a curated record
ACUUUCAAAUCUGCUUUAAUGGCCUGUAGAGGGAGGUCCACAGUUGGACUUCAUCGAUCUUGAUCCGCAAUGGCGAACAUGUUCUUAAAACGAGAUUGCUGGGUGUAAACUUGUUAGCUGGAAUGCAAAUCAUCAUCGAUAAAAAGUGUUGUUUGUCUCAUGGAUUACGGUGUGGCAUCAAGCUCCCAGCUAUUGUUUCGGGCUUGCGAUGAGGGCGACUGCGAGGGUGUUUGGCGGCUUCUGGAACCAGGGGCAACGGAGGCCGGGGAGAAAGGCCUGGAUGGCGCAUUAGGUAGCCAGAGUCCGUAUUCCGCUGUAGUGCAGCAACUUGUUGAUUGUACCGAUGGGGAUGGGAACACAGCACUUCAGUUUUCCGCUGCCGGUGGACACGAGAACUUGGUUCGAUUCUUGUUAAGAAAAGGAGCUUCAGUGGAUAGCCGGAAUCACUACGGUUGGAGUCCCCUUAUGCAAGCCGCAAGAUUUGGCCAUCUCAAUGUUGCCCAUAUUUUACUGGACAAUGGAGCUGAAAUCAAUGCCAAAAACCGACUUGGAGCUAGUGUUCUUACUGUGGCAGCAAGGGGAGGACAUGUCAGUAUUGUUAAAUUACUGUUAGAAAGUGGAGCCUUUGUGGAUGAUUAUGAUCACUUAAAUGUUAAAAUGGAUACAAGUGGUAAAAAGAAAAACACAGAAGAGUUCCCUGACAUUACUGGUCUUAUGACAAGUGUACAACAUGGACAUGAGACAGUUGUGAGGGUGCUUCUGGAGUGGGAUGCUGAUGUGAAUUAUGGCAUGAAAACUACAGGAUGGACCUCACUGAUGCUUGCAGCACUUACAGCGAAAUUAAAUAUCUUGCAGCAACUUGUAGAGCAUGGAGCAGAUACAGAUCAUAUGAAUAUUCUGUCGCAAACUGCAUUUGAGAUUGCCAUGAAAUUUAACCAUAAGGAGACAAGAAACUAUCUUGAUGCAAUUACUACAAAUCGUCCAUUAUCAGAUGCAGAAAAGAAGCAGCCAGAUGCCUUUCAUGCACUGAAAAUUGGCAACUUGCAGCUUCUUCGGGAGAUUUUGGAUGAGGAUUUGAAUCAAGUAAACAUUGCUAAUUCUGAAGGAGCCUCACCUUUGAUGAUUGCUGCUGUAAAUGGACAACUGGAUGCUGUUCUGUUACUUGUAGAGAGACAUGCAGACAUUAAUCAGCAGGAUAGUGUUCAUGGAUGGACUGCACUAAUGCAAGCUACAUAUCACGGGAAUAAAGAUGUUGUGAAGUAUCUGCUUAAUGAAGGAGCUGAUGUCAAUCUUAGGUCAAAAAAUGGAUAUACUGCAUUUGAUCUUGUCAUGUUAUUAAAUGAUCCAGACACAGAGCUUGUAAGAUUGCUGGCUUCCGUUUGCAUGCAACUGGACAAAGAUAAGAACAAAAUGAAGCUGAAGACUCCUUUGCGAUCUUCCAAAAGCAAGCAGUCCUUAAGUGUUCCUGUUCCUCCUGAUGAUAAAGGUGGUCUCAAGUCCUGGUGGAACAGAAUGUCCAACAGAUUUCGCAGGCUGAAACUGACUCGGACCUUGAGACAUGGCAUUUCAGCCGGCCGCCUAACUCCUCUUCCAGAUGACAUUAUUGUUUCUUUAGAUUCUACCAUGAAGGCUGAUCAAAAGAGCAGGUCAACAAAUAGCUCUGGAUUACUACCUUCCAUUUUGGGAGGUGCAGAUGCAACCCAGUCAUGGGCAACAAAAACCAGAGAGAUCAGCCUGCGCAGCUCAACUGCUGAUAUGGAUGAUGCCCUUAUAACAACAAUGUUGAAAAAUGGUGGACCCUCCACAAGACUUCCCAGUGAUAAACUGAAAGCUGUCAUCCCUCCUUUCUUGCCUCCAUCAAACUUUGAAUUAUGGAGUUCAGACCGAUUACAACUUAACAGAGAAGGCAAAAGUGAGCCUGUAAGGCUGUCCAUGCUAUCAAGAUCUGUCAAGUUCAACUGUAACAGCAGUGGAAAUUCAGAUAUUACAUCAGUCAGUCGAACAGUUGCAAGACCUGUCAAGUUCCCAAGUAUUCCAAGGAGUCCUGCUUCUCCAUCUACAUCAGGCGGUUUCAACUAUUCCCCUCACUCAUCAGGCAGCUCAAGUGGAAUGGCUAAUACUAACAGACCUGGAAGUGAUCCACACAAUCGAUCAGGGGGAAGUGCAGACAGCAUUUUGUCACAGAUUGCAGCACAAAGGAAAAAAGCAGCCGGAUUAUCUGAGCAGAAAUCUCCAGUAGUGCCUGAUAUCAACCUACCUGAAUUGCAUGGCACUCACAGUAUGUUGACUGGUGAAAGUAAAAAGACGCCAGAUAACAAAAAGAGACCUAACUCUGGGAAUUCCUCUGCAUCAAAGAGCACCUCUCCAACUUUGACCCCAUCCCCCUCACCUACUCUUAAGGGUCUGCGGGUAGAAUCGUCAUUAUCUUCAUCCUCCUCUCAUCAUCACUCCAAGAGCAGUGGCGGCUCAAGUAGUGGCACAAUUACUGAUGAAGAUGAGAUAUCAGGGAUCCUAAAAAAGCUUUCAUUGGAGAAAUACCAACCAAUAUUUGAGGAACAAGAAGUUGAUAUGGAAGCUUUCCUUACACUUACUGAUGGAGACUUAAAGGAGCUUGGAAUCAAUACUGAUGGCCCAAGGCAGCAAAUCCUGGCAGCUAUAUCCAAGUUAAAUGCUGGAAAGGGCAGAGAAAGGCAAAUUUUACAAGAGACUAUUCAUAACUUCCAUUCUUCUUUUGGGAGCAGUGCCAGUAACCUUCCAGCUGCUGGAUAUCCUUUGCAUGCUGCGUUGGCAACAGGUGUCUGAACAUCUAAUAUUAGGUGGCCGAAGAGGGUUGCAAUGGAUGGAGCAGGACACCAAACAGAACGUGCAGGAAAGGAGGUGUCGAUGAACAACUGAAGAUGUUUUCAAGAAUUGAAGAAUUUCUUUAGGCCAUACCACUUAGAAAUAAAAAAAGACUCUCCAUAAAAAUGGACAGUUUCUGUUGUGCCCUAUACUGUCAUCUAUGAUUGAAAAUAUUUUCAGAGUGUUUAUAUUUCAAAAGCGUGUUUUUAGAUAUUUGUAAUGUAAUGGUUGUUUAGCAAGAUUAAAAAAAACAAUUUUAAAACAUA